This is a messenger RNA of Lytechinus variegatus (green sea urchin), 1362 nucleotides long. RefSeq names its product putative pyrophosphatase PpaX. Gene Ontology annotation, biological process: dephosphorylation; DNA repair. The transcript is spliced from 5 exons. The coding region runs from base 70 to 891 and encodes 273 amino acids. Gene Ontology annotation, molecular function: phosphoglycolate phosphatase activity. The record is from RefSeq and is a predicted model, not a curated record. Lineage: Eukaryota; Metazoa; Echinodermata; Echinoidea; Temnopleuroida; Toxopneustidae.
UUUAAGACCGACGUCGAGACUGGAGGUACUUUCUAGUUCUGUGACAAAAAAACUGGAUUUGGAAUCUUGAUGAUUCGUUCUGCCCAGCGUGUUUCUUAUUUUACUCUUUUUAGCAGAGGUGGACUCACAAUGAGCACAAAUGGCAUCAGGACUGCAGCCACUGAUGGAAAGAAAGUGGCCAUAUUUGACAAAGAUGGAACCCUUCUAUGUAUGAAUGCUAUGCUUGCACCUUGGAUGGUCAAAGUGGCAGAGAGAAUGGAAGCUGCCACAGGACUUGGCAUAAAAGAUGAGAUCUACAAGGAUAUGGGCUUUGAUCCUCGCACCCGUAAAUUUGGAUCAGGUCAUGUCUUGGAGUCUACCAAUGAGGUCUGCAUUAGGUCACUGACUAGUCUUCUUGAAAAGAAAGGCUUUUCAUCCGAAAAAGCUAGGGACGUGUCUGUCCAUUGCUACGAUAAGGAUGGCAGUGCUGCUCUUAUUGGAGAACUCUUACCUUUCGGUGAUGUGCACAGUAUAUUCUCAAGACUGAGAGACAAGGGUUAUUUGAUUGCUGUGAACACAUCCGACAGUCGCAUCAUGACCGAAAAUACCCUGGGACGAUUAGGUGUGUCUGACCUGGUUGACAUGGUUGUGUGUGGGAGCGAUGAAGACGUCAAACCCAAACCUGAUGCUUAUACCGCUCUGAAGAUCUGUUCUAGUCUAGGAGUACAUCCGAAGAAUUCUGUUUUUAUUGGAGACACCAUCACCGAUGCUAUGUGUGGAAAGAACGCGGAAUGUGGCCUUGUUAUAAGUGUCCUUACUGGAGGGAUAGAUAAGUCAAUUUUGGAGAAGAAAGCUGAUGUUGUUGUUGACAGUAUUGAAGAAGCAGCUGAUUUCAUACUCAACCAGGAUUAACGUAUCUUUGUAUGGCUUCUAAGUCAUACAGAUUUGAAGUCAUACAGAUGAGUAAUAUUAUAGUGGUUUUAUGUUUGUGAUUUUAUAUACCAAAGUCUGAUAAUGAUGUGCUCAUACAAAUAUAUUCUUGAUGUAAACUUUUCCAUCAUACAUGCUUCCUAUUGAGAAAUUGGUAUCAAUGUUCUAUUGGAUAACAGGCCUUCAUGUUUGUUAUUUUUAGGACAAGCUCACUUUUAUGAAGGGCACAUUUUAAUCCUACAGCACAAAAAUAUCCAACAAUUGGUGGCUUUUUCAUAUCCAUAUUCCUUUCUCUUUUUCGAAAAAGUUAAUUGUUUCAAAUAGCAUGUAAAGUGUAUCAAGUGCAAUCAUGAUGUUAUUUACAGAACAUUGGUGUCAGUGAUCAAUGAUCCUAGAAAUGUAAGUAUUAUUCAACUGCAUUUUUAUUGUCACUAAAUAAUAAUUUGCCCAUGA